Molecule: messenger RNA, 2335 nt
Organism: Theobroma cacao (cacao)
Lineage: Eukaryota; Viridiplantae; Streptophyta; Magnoliopsida; Malvales; Malvaceae
Product: Galactose oxidase/kelch repeat superfamily protein
Molecular function (GO): protein binding
Source: RefSeq, a predicted model, not a curated record
UAAUCCUAUACCUUUGAUAUUAAGAAGAAUAAUCCGGUGGAAGGAAGGGGUUACUUCUUUCAUGCUAAAACCAGAGUUAAAUCUCCUAUAAAGUCACCCUCUUUAUAGCAACUAUUCAAGACAAAUCCUUCUUUGUAAGUCUAACAUAUCGGUUUCCCUUCUCUUUUUCUUCUUCUUUGUGGUAUCUAGUUUGUUUUUAAGCUAUAGAGGACGAAAUAUUUUGUGUUUAGCCUCUUUUCUAAAUUAUCAAUCUCUGCUUGCUGUAAAUACUUCAUUUUUUAUGAGAUAUAUGGCAGGGUUUUUAUGGGUUUUUUGUUUUCUUAUUGGGUAGGAGCAAAAGUUUAGAUUUUUUGGUGCUCUGUUCAAGAUAUUACCAUAUGGGCUAUUGAUUUUUCUUUUCACCUUUUUUUUUUUUGUGCUUUUUAAGUAUUAGAUUAUGUUUCUCUCUGCCUUGGCAUGAUAUUUAGUACCUUUAGAUUCCUCAAGUAGGUAUCUUUGAUAGGCCACAGUGGUGUACACAAAGAGCAAGAGUUAAAGUUGUUGUGGUUGAUGCAUAGGAAUUUAAGUUUGGAUCAUUCAGGAAGGGAUUUUAUCGGUGGCUUAUGAUAAAGUCUUGUGAGGAUUUUGUGUAAAGGGGAAACAUGAUUUUCUUUUAGGUGCUACUGUAAUUUUAGUUAUAAGAAUUCUUCGCUUGCUCUGUUGAGUGUGAACGAACAAGCAACCAAGUUGGCAUAGAUUCUUUGAAGUUUUGAUUGGAAUUUGGAUGUUUAAGUUGUUUGAUUCUAAGUAAAUCAAAUUGGGUGACAAAGAAUAGCUGGAAAUUUCAAGCUGAAACAAGAUCCAUUGGGUAGUCUUCAAGGAAUCUAGAUUGUUGUGUUUUCAGAUAAAGAUGCAAAGGGUUCGAUUAUCGUCCCAACAGGCACUUGUGCAUAAGCUAGGGGAUUCUCAGAUGACAUUAUCCCCAAAAUUCAGAUUAGCUGUGAUUCAAUCUUCAUUGUUGAACCCUUCAUCAGAGUUUGAGCUGUCACUUCAGGGAGAGCCCCUUAUUCCAGGCCUUCCUGAUGAUGUUGCCCUUAAUUGUCUCCUUCGGCUUCCAGUUGAGAGCCAUGCAGCUUGCAGAGCUGUAAGCAAGCGAUGGCAUCUUCUGCUUGGUAAUAAAGAGCGGUUUUUUACCCGAAGGAAGGAAUUAGGUUUCAAAGACCCUUGGCUCUUCGUGUUUGCCUUCCACAAAGGCACUGGGAAAAUUCAGUGGCAGGUUCUUGACCUUACCCACUUCUCUUGGCAUACUAUUCCAGCAAUGCCAUGCAAAGAUAAAGUUUGUCCCCAUGGCUUUAGGUGCGUUUCAAUUCCUUGCAAGGCUGCUCUCUUUGUUUGUGGGGGUAUGGUCUCUGAUGUGGAUUGCCCCCUUGACUUGGUGUUGAAGUAUGAGAUUCAAAAAAACCGUUGGACUGUGAUGAAUAAGAUGAUUACUGCUAGGUCAUUUUUUGCAAGUGGCAUGAUUAAUGGGUUGAUAUAUGUAGCUGGGGGAAACAGUGCAGAUCUUUUCGAGCUUGACUCAGCAGAGGUUUUGGAUCCAACAAAAGGGAGUUGGCAUCCAAUUGCAAGCAUGGGGACAAAUAUGGCAUCUUAUGAUUCUGCAGUUCUCAAUGGAAAGCUUCUUGUGACAGAAGGCUGGUUGUGGCCAUUCUUUGUCUCUCCAAGGGGUCAGGUUUAUGAUCCAAGAACUAAUAAUUGGGAGAGUAUGGCUGUGGGAUUGAGGGAAGGGUGGACUGGCUCAAGUGUGGUGGUAUAUGGGCACUUAUUUGUGGUUUCUGAGAUCGAAAGAAUGAAGCUUAAGGUUUAUGAUCCAGACAGUGAUUCCUGGGAAACGAUAGAAGGUCCCCCAUUACCGGAGCAGAUAUGCAAACCUUUUGCUGUCAAUGCAUGUGAUAACAGAAUUUAUGUUGUGGGUCGCAACCUUCAUGUAGCUGUAGGCUAUAUCUCAAGCCUGAAUCGAACAAGCAGCUCUGAGAAGAAGCAGAGCUUCAGUGUUCGGUGGCAUGUUGUUGAUGCCCCAGAACGUUUAUCCGACUUGACACCCUCAAGUUCUCAGGUUCUGUUUGCUUAGCUUCUGAAGUAUUCAAUGUUCUGUCUUCUAUCUUGUUAAAUAAAAUGUAAUUCUACAAAAUUACAAAGGCUGUAGAGUUGUAAUGACUUUGUGUUAUUGUAACAAAUGUAUUAACCAUAGUUCUUUCUUCUUUUUUUUUUUAAAUCUUCUCUGUAUCUCUUUGUAAUUGAUCGGAUAUGUUCUAAUUAUCAUGACUUCAAUCAAAGAUGUCUUCCUGUUGUUCUUGUA